Molecule: messenger RNA, 597 nt
Organism: Geosmithia morbida
Lineage: Eukaryota; Fungi; Ascomycota; Sordariomycetes; Hypocreales; Bionectriaceae
Product: Rho family, other
Exons: 4
Coding region: 1-597 (198 amino acids)
Biological process (GO): small GTPase-mediated signal transduction
Molecular function (GO): GTP binding; GTPase activity
Source: RefSeq, a predicted model, not a curated record
AUGGCGGCUGCCAGUCCCUCAAACGUCAUUCGGAGGAAACUCGUCAUCAUCGGAGACGGAGCAUGCGGAAAGACCAGUCUUCUCAGCGUCUUUACGCUUGGAUACUUUCCAACAAUUCCCACCGUAUUUGAAAAUUAUGUGACAGAUUGCAGGGUAGAUGGCAAGUCUGUACAGUUAGCAUUGUGGGAUACAGCAGGUCAAGAAGAUUACGAGCGGUUACGCCCCCUAGCCUACUCCAAGGCCCACGUCAUCUUGGUGGGCUUCUCAGUCGAGUCUCCCGACUCGCUGGAUAACGUCAGGCACAAGUGGGUCGAAGAGGCUACUCGACUGUGCGCUGGUGUCCCCAUCAUCCUCGUCGGCCUGAAGAAGGAUCUUCGUGAAGAUCCCGUGGCCAUAGAGGAGAUGCGUAAGAAGUCACUAAACUUUGUCACGACACACGAUGGCGAGGUGGCGGCUCGCGAGAUCGGCGCCAAGAGAUACCUCGAGUGUUCUAGUCUGAGCGGCGAGGGCGUCGACGACGUCUUCGAGGCCGCUACCCGCGCUGCCCUCCUUACAUUUGAAAAGGGCGAGAGCAGCGGCUGCUGCGUCAUCCUGUGA